CAAUCUCCUCACUUAUCAGUCAGAACUUCACUCAUGCGCUCUCUCCAGCUCUGACUUCCCUAGAUCACUCCUUUUAUAGCCUCCGUGUUUCAUUACACUAGACCAGAAUUCUGUGGACUGGUCAUAACAAAACGCUUAUCGGGUUUCUCAAGGAAGGAGUGUGAGCACCUGGAGGCUGAAGACCAAUCCAGGGAUUGUUUUUCUCUCUCGCCUUCUAACUGAGAACAGGCUUAGUCCUGCCGACUCGGGAAAGCUAAACCGCUUGGAACUUUCUACAGGUUAAAAAGUGAGAGGAAUGAGGGCGAGCCAUUGGCUGUUGAGCCACUGGGCGUUCCUGUGGGCAUGUCUCCUGGCUGGGGGCAGAGCCUGCCCCAUGGGCCCUGUCCUACGCGACCUGAACAGCAGCCACUACCAGCCGGCCCCCAAGCCGGAUGAGGGCGUUGGCUUCAUUUCUGGAUUUGUCCAGUCAUUCCUUGGCACGGUUCAGCCAAAUCCUUUCCCCAAAGAAUUGUUGCUUGAAUUGAUAAAUGAUGCCAAUGCCGUCUCCAUGCAGGAAACUGUCAAAAAGGUGCUGAGCUAUGAAGUGGGCUUCCUGGUCUGCGCAGCCAUCGGGAUCCUCUACAUCGUCCUCAUGCCCCUGGUGGGCCUGUUCUUCGCCUGCUGCCGCUGUUGCGGUAAUUGUGGGGGCCGCAUGUACCAGGAACAGACCAAAUCAAUCAACUGCCGACGCAGAGGACUUUACUGGGCGUUGCUGGUCAUUACCAUCAUAACACUGGCAGGGAAUAUUUGCUUGUUUAGGAGCAACCAAUCCCUGGCCUUCAGUGUGCGGUACAGCAUGAUGCAGUCCGACAGCACUUUAGACAACCUGCAGACCUACCUCGCAGCUGUCCCACAGGAAGUUGACGUGGUGGUGGAUAAGAGCAUCCUGACUGUGGAUGAGGUUAGGAACAGACUGGAUGAUAUCGGUCACUUGCUUGGUGAAGACCUCAAAAAAGCCCUGGGGAGUUCCUUGAAUCCUGCUCUGGAUUCUGUCCGAAAUUUUUCCCAAGUGGUGAACCGUACGAUCCAGCUCCUGGGCCAGCUGAACUCCACUCAGCAGCAACUUCGUCCGGAGCUGGACGCGCUGGAGGCCAACCUGACUGCCACGAGAGACCGCAUCAGCAGAACCCUGAAGCUGCCGGACUGCCAGGGCUGCGAACCCAUGCAGCAGGACCUGGCCACGCUGACGCUGGACACCCGCUUCUCAAUCCCCCAGCUCAGCGAGCUCCAGUCCGCUGCAGAUGCAGUAGAGAAGGCUGAUCUGGGGUCUAGACUGAAGGAGGGAGAAGAGUUAUUGGACAGCCUUCCUGAGAGGGUGACAAAUAAGACUAAAGACACAGUGCAGAAGGUCAAACAGCAGCUUGCAGAAAUUGAUACACAGAUUUCCCAGCUGUCUAAAGACGUCCCGCUUGAUGCUCUGGCUGACGUGUCCACCAAACUCGAGGACGUGCGAGGAUACAUCCACAAAUAUUCACCUGAGGUGAAGAUGGCAGAAAGAAAUGGCUGGAUUGUGGGCCUGAUUCUGAGCUGCCUGGUUCUGCUGGUGGUGCUGUGCAAUGUCCUUGGCCUCCUGCUGGGCCCAAUAGGCUUGAAGCCCAAAGCGGACCCCACCCACAGAUCUAGCACUGCCCACUGUGGAGGAACCUUCCUAAUGGCGGGCGUGGGGUUCAGUUUCCUGUUCUCCUGGCUCUUUAUGAUCGUGGUGCUGGUGCUCUUCCUGCUUGGGGGGAACGCGUACACAGUGGUGUGUAAACCAUGGCACAAUCAGCAGCUCCUCCAGAUCCUCGAUACUCCAGGACUCAUACCAGGGUUCCAGCUCUCGGGGGCUCUGGGCCUGAAGACUAAUUUGACAAUCGCUGAAGUCUAUGAUGACUGCCGACAGAACAGUCCCCUGUGGACCACACUGAGCCUGGAGGAGAUUAUCAACCUGAACGACUUUCUCAAUGUGUCCAAGUACACGGCGGAGAUCCAGCAACUAUUCCAGCAGAAUGAAAUCACCCUGCCCGCCAUCACCCUCCUGAGCCCUGAAACCCAGGCACAGCUGCGGAGCUUCUCCAGCAGGGCCGGCAGCAUGGACUUCAGCCACGCCAAGCAGCAGCUUAACAACAUCACCAGGACAAAUCUGAACUCCACUGCUGACAAAUUGGAUAGUUUUGCUGCAAACCAGAGCAGCACCACUGUACGGGGGCAGCUGCAGCAAGAAGCUGCUGAGAUCCGGAGCAUCCAGGGCCAGUUUGAGCGCUCCGUCCUGCCUAGAGUGAGGGAUCUCAACACUACUGUCCUGCUUCUCGAAGCCAAAGCCUCAGAAGUGAAUAAAACUGUGGGUGUUGUGCUGAGUACAGUAAAUGCUGCCCAGGACUUCUUGGACAGAAAUUCUUCACAAGUUGUGAAAUCGGUAACGCAAGCGUUCCUGGAUUGCCAGAUAGGAUACAUCACAGCAUUUGCUGACUGGGCAAAUAAAACGAUCACAGGGCAGCUGGGGCGCUGUGGGCCGCUGGCAGGGGCUGUAGACGCUGCGGAGGUGAUGGUCUGCUCAUACCUGGCCGAGUCUUUGAACGCCUUCUGGUUCAGUCUGGGCUGGUGCAUGAUCUUUCUCAUCCCCAGCAUCAUCCUUUCCGUCAAACUGGCCAAAUUCUACAGGAGAAUGACGUACACGGAUGCUUUUGAGAACCACAUACUGAUGAACCACAUCCCACAAGCGUCCAUGAAGCCGUACUGAGAGGCAGGGGAAGGAGUAUUCUACGAGCCCCCUCACAACUCGCUCAUUCGUUCAUAUAUCACUAUUCAUGAAGCCUGAAGGACGGAGGACUUCCCCUGACACGUAGACUGCGCAGGCGUGUUAAACGGGCAAUGGCAGGGAAACUGCGAUGCCCAAGGCCCUGAGGAAAGCGUUCAGGUCACGUUCGAGUUUGUGAAUGUGCGAGUGCUGUCAGAUGAGGCCUACCUUAGCCUUUGAAAGGUUCUGGCUGGUCGUUGCAGUCACACAUUUCAUUUAUUUUGUGUACAGUGAGAACAUUAAAAAAAGUAUUUUUUUACUAUUGUUAAAUGUGCUCUCUAACUUGAUUUGUUAUUAUCCUAAAUUAUUUGCUUUGAUGAUUCUGAGAAAAUGUUUGUACCAUUGCUUUCAAUUAAUGAGUAUUUUUAACUAGUCUUUUUCAAAGGUCCGUCAUACACAUAAUGUAUAUAUGGUAAUUUUAGACAGCUGUGCCAAAUUUGUAAUAAAAAUACAACUGCGUUAUUUUCCAUGCUUUUUGAAACCAACUUUUAUCUCUUAUUUGGAAUUUCCCUGUAUCUUCAAGGAUACAAGCAAGUUUCACAUAGGAGAUAAAGGACAUUACAGAAACUGUGUGUCCAAACUCACCUUCAGCAGCUAAGGAAAUUGCUGACCCUAACUUGACGCAUUUGCUGUCUUCUGUCCGUCAGGGAUGGUCAGAGGUGAGGAUUAACUCAGGGCUGUAUUUUCGCUCCAAUAUUUGGAGCACAAUUCCCUUUGAUGUUUUUAUUUUAUUGAAAGAAAGUGUUAAAUUUACUGCCUUUUUAAACACGUGACAGGUGAAAUAUUGUAAUUGACAUUAAUUGUGUUCGCUCUGGUUGAGAAAAGAGGCAUAGGCCCACUCGCCUGCAGGAUAUGCUGUGUGUUUCUUGCGUGCGUGUGCAUGUUACUGCCUAGCAACAGUUUGGCAGGAUCCAUGUGCCUUACAACAGUCAAACAGAAAUUAGGCUAGUUGCAGUAUGCUUAGCCAUUGGCAUGUGGUUAGCUAGUUGCAGUCAUACCAAUGGGAAGGGGGUAUGCAAGAAAACACAGCAAAUAAUGUAAGCACGAUCCUGUGCUCUGUUCUGACACGGAAUGGAUGGACAUUUUUCUACAUAGUCUCCCCAUUUUGCGGGAACAAAAGUAAUUGGACAAUGGGCUGCUCGGCUGUUUCUUGGCCAGCUGUGUGUUGUUGCUUCAUUAGUUCAUGCAAAAAGGUCUAUAGUUGAUACUAAGUGUGGAAUUUAUGUUUCAAGUCUAUUGUCUCUCAGCAUGAGGACCAAAGGAGAGUCACUGCCAGUACAAUAGGCCACCAUGGGGUGGAGAAAUAGGAAUAAAUAGUCAUAGCCAAAACAUUGGAUGUGUCAAAAUCAAUUCUGUAACUUGAUAACUUUUUUCAUAAAAUAAAUGAAAUAAUGAUUUU
Messenger RNA from Anguilla anguilla (European eel), 4214 nucleotides. RefSeq names its product prominin 2 (gene prom2). NCBI's taxonomy places the organism in Eukaryota, Metazoa, Chordata, Actinopteri, Anguilliformes, Anguillidae. The record is from RefSeq and is a predicted model, not a curated record. Gene Ontology annotation, molecular function: cholesterol binding. The coding region runs from base 296 to 2758 and encodes 820 amino acids. The transcript has 24 exons. Gene Ontology annotation, cellular component: prominosome; microvillus; cell surface.